AUGGUUUCGGAGAUGAAUGACUUAUCCAUCUCGAAGAAUGAUCGUGCUUCCCAUUCCAAACUCAUUACUUUGCCUACAAUUUUGACUCUCGGCCGUGUCGCAUCUAUUCCUCUUCUCGUUGCCACCUUCUAUAUGGAUGGUUGGCAAGGAACUGCUAUUACCACAAGUAUUUUCACCGCUGCCGCUAUUACAGAUUGGCUUGAUGGCUAUAUUGCUCGUAAGAUGAAAUUAAAAUCUUCCUUUGGUGCAUUUUUAGAUCCAGUAGCGGACAAGCUUAUGGUUGCUGCCACAUUGAUCUUGUUAUGUACUAGACCUGUCAAAGUUGCUGCAUUGGCACAUGCUCCAUGGCUCUUGAUUAUUCCUUCUAUCAUCAUAAUUGGUAGAGAGAUAACCAUGUCGGCACUCAGGGAAUGGGCUGCUUCCCAGGGUAGUAAAACUUUAGAGGCUGUUGCGGUUAAUAAUUUGGGGAAAUGGAAAACAGCCACACAAAUGACAGCAUUAACCAUCCUUCUUGCUACCCGUGACUGCAGUCAUGGAGGACCUGCCAUUUUGGCAGGCUCUGGUGUUUUGUUGCUUUAUAUUGCAGCAGGGCUUGCCGUAUGGUCGUUUGUAGUAUAUAUGAGGAAAAUAUGGAAGGUGUUAGUGAGGUAA
Messenger RNA from Vicia faba (fava bean), 651 nucleotides. The record is from the annotation of a GenBank genome assembly. Lineage: Eukaryota; Viridiplantae; Streptophyta; Magnoliopsida; Fabales; Fabaceae.